AUUGAUCAAAUGGGCCACCGGCUUUACUGGUUCGACCCGACAAUCCGCCUCGUAAAUCACCAGAUCUUGCCAGUGCAAACCCUAACCUGAAACCCAGCGGGCGAUAGCGGAAGGCGGAGACUCUGUUUUCGUAGCAAAUCGCCAUGGAAUACUCAUCUCGAAGAAGUCAGGGAGGCCUCUUCGAAGGUCUCUACAGAGUUAUCAUGCGUCGUAACUCCGUCUAUAUUACAUUCAUCGUCGCUGGCGCUUUCCUGGGAGAGCGGGUUUGGUUCUCGUGUUUUUCAUUGGAUCAUUCUCAGCAGUUCUGCUACAUCCUUCAUUUUUCUAUUCUCUUGUGUUUUGUUGACCAGAAAAGUGAACAUUUUCAAUCUUAAGAGUGAUCGAUUUCAAAAUCUCUAAUAUUUUAAUUUUUGUAAAAGGAUAUUCAUGUUUUCCGAGCUUGGAUGAUUCAGCUAAAAUUUAAUUGCAGCAGUUUAUAUCUCAGUUGAAUUAUGGUGAAAAUGAGGAUUCUUGUUGUAAUUGAUUUGCUGGUUGCAUUGCAGGCUGUGGAUUAUGGAGUUAAGAAGCUGUGGGAAUACAACAAUGUUGGGAAACGAUACGAAGACAUUCCUGUUCUGGGACAGAGGCAAUCAGAAGAAUGAAAGCUGUGAUGUCCAAACUUAUUUUGAAGUUACUAUUAUAAUUGGCCCGAGCAUAUAUCUAUUAUAGGUAGCAAUGCUUAUUAUUGCAAAUUUGCAAUAAUUGUUGCUUGUUUCGCUGCAACGAACUUGUUUCUGAAACUGUGAAUCAAUUUAAUUUUCUUUUGAAGCAGUAAAUAGCCAGCAUUUUGGAUGGCGGCUUUUUGGUUCUCUGCUCUUGUUGUUGCAAUACUUGUUACAGACUUAUGGUAAUAUGAUAAUAAUUGAACCAUCAAACC
Molecule: messenger RNA, 916 nt
Organism: Rubroshorea leprosula
Lineage: Eukaryota; Viridiplantae; Streptophyta; Magnoliopsida; Malvales; Dipterocarpaceae
Source: the annotation of a GenBank genome assembly